Molecule: messenger RNA, 1752 nt
Organism: Cladophialophora carrionii CBS 160.54
Lineage: Eukaryota; Fungi; Ascomycota; Eurotiomycetes; Chaetothyriales; Herpotrichiellaceae
Exons: 2
Coding region: 1-1752 (583 amino acids)
Biological process (GO): transmembrane transport
Cellular component (GO): membrane
Molecular function (GO): transmembrane transporter activity
Source: RefSeq, a predicted model, not a curated record
AUGCUGGAACCAGAAGAUGCCUUUGCGGAGGAGGCGCAAGAGGAGGCCAGACUGGCAGAGGACUCUCAUGGCGCGACUACAAUCAACACACGCUUCCACGUCAGGGACGGGCAGGAGGACGAUACAGGCGAGACAAGCCCCUUGAUGAGCCCUCGACAACGCCGCAAGAACCCCGUUACAUACACCAGGGCCAGAACAAGCUACGAGCGAGCCAUCAAUGAGCCCUGGACUGGAGCUCAUGGCGCAGGCGAUCUUCCCUGGCACAAGAAACCUUCGAUACUUUGGCUUCUGCCAGCCCUCUUCCCUUUCUCUGUUGCGUUCGGCGGCAUCAUCGUGCCCAAGACAUAUUUGAUUCUCGACCUCAUCUGCAAACAAUAUCUGUCCGAGCAAGCAUUGAAGGACCCCACGUUCAAGUUCCUCCCGGUCGUACUGGGGGAGGAGAACCCGCAAUGCAGAGAUCCUCACGUUCAGUCGCGAGUCGCCAAUUUCAACCUCUACGUAAAUCUGCUCUCUGGCGUCUUCUCCGCCAUUGUCUCUCCUCAUCUGGGUUCGCUUUCAGACCGGGUCGGGCGGAAAAAGGUCAUGGUCUGUGCCUCUCUCGGCGCGCUCGCCUCCGAAAUCAUCACCAUCAUUGUGGGUUCCACCGAUGGCGCCGUUUCCGUCUACUGGCUGCUCCUCGGCGGCUUGAUCGAUGGCCUCUGCGGCUCAUUUACCACUGCUCUCGCAUUGACUUUCGCGUACGCCUCAGACUGUUCGCCCCCUGAGCGUCGAAAUGUGGCGUUUGGCUACUUCCAUGGGACCCUGUUUGCGGGCAUUGCGAUCGGACCCGUCAUGGCGGGCUACGUGAUCAAGGUCACGGGGACGGUCAUGGUUGUCUUCUACAUUGCACUCGCAUGUCAGGCAUGGUUUAUCCUCUUCGUGUUGUUCGCCGUGCCCGAGUCCCUGUCCAAGGAGCGACAGUUAAUAGCCAAGGAGAAACGACGCUUCGCCAAAGCGGAGACCGCAGGCAACUCUUGGUGGACAACCAUAAAGAACUACAAUCCCUUCGAGCCGUUGUGGGUACUACGACCGACUGGCAUCGGUUCAAGUGCGGCACUGCGGAAGAAUUUAUUUGUCCUUGCAGCCAUCGACACCAUGAUGUUUGGAGUGGCCAUGGGGACCAUGCAGAUCAUCAUCAUCUACGCCGAGUAUCGCUUCGGCUGGACGGCUGUCAACGCCAGCAUGUAUCUCUCCGCCGUCAACAUCUGUCGGGUUAUGGGACUGCUUCUACUCCUACCCCUCCUGACCAGGAUCUUCCGCGGACCACAAAAUGUGCAGUCGAAAGGGCACAAAGGCUCCGACAUGCUUGACAUCUGGAUCAUUAGGGGGGCCAUUCUUUUCGACCUUCUUGGAUAUGUUGGUUAUGCCAUAGGGCCAACCGGGGCGGUCAUGGUGGUCUCAGGAAUGAUUGCAUCCCUGGGUGGCAUUGGAUCGCCUACCUUGCAGUCAUCACUCACAAAGCAUAUCCCGGCGGACCGAACAGGCCAAAUGCUGGGCGCGUCAGGUCUGCUGCAUGCCCUGGCUCGCGUAGUGGCUCCCACGGUUUUUAAUCUCAUCUACAGCCAGACGGUGGGUAUCUAUGCGGGCAUUGUCUUCAUUUGCUUGGCCUCCAUUUUUGUGGUUGUUUUUGUUUUCAGUUGGUUCUUGAGGCCAAAUGGUACGUUUUUAGCUCCACAUCCCAGCAUUUCGUGGUCUGCCACUGACGACAUCUAG